GAAAAGUCCAAGUGUGGGUCGUGUGCAGCGCUGAGGCAGAAUGGGAUAUCGGUCAAAGGGCAGGCGACUGCGAAACCUUCUGUUCAGAGGAGUUUUAUUUACCCGAGAACCAAUUCUCAAUGAAACGGAAUGGGAAGCGCCUGAAUGAACAUUUCACCUCACGCUCAUUUAGAGACCCUCUGGUCAAACGGAUCAAUUGACAAUAAAUAACGUUACAAAGUUGCAGCUGAUGAAACUGACAAAAGAGGGGACAACAGUAAGAGAGCUGGAAGGGAAGCUAGCCCCUUUUUCAGAAUGGGGAGAAAAAAACCUGUUCCCUACUCCCCCCACGCCACCCCACUAUGAUGUGGAAUCUAAUAUAUGGACGCCUCCGCAUCCCGUCAGAUGCUGGGAGUAUUAGACGUUUGUAAAAAUAAUAUUUACAAUAUGGGUAUGCGGGGCAGUUUCUAAACUGUUAAGUUUUGCUGACUGCACAAAUUCUAGUGGCGGCUGCAGAAAGAGUGUGACUGAAAGUUGAAGUAAAUCGAAGGUCACCAACACUACCCGCUGUGAUAAACCGAUCCCAGGCCGCUCUAUGUCUCUCCGCCCCCUCCACGGCUGGCGCUAAGCCCUGUUGUUUUGCACAUUGCGCCCAAGUUGAAACCGUGUGCACCACCUCCCGGCUUUGCGCUGAGUUUUCAGUUUGCACUCGGUGUUAGGGCUCGGCUAUCCCUCUAUAAAUACAGAGCAGCCAGCAGUGGCUAUAAUACAACAACUGGGACUGAAGACAGCGGUGUUACCGGAUAACAACAACAACAACGACGACAAGACCUAGCACCAAACGAAGCUGACAGGAUGUCUGACGCUCCUUGCACGUGUAACCUGGGCGACUCUUGUAACUGCGGAAACAAUUGUAAAUGUAAAGACUGCAAGUGUGUAUCGUGCAAGAAGAGCUGCUGUGCGUGUUGUCCCGCCGGCUGCAGCAAAUGUGCACAGGGUUGUGUGUGCAAGGGAGCGAGUGACAAAUGUAACUGCUGUCAGUGAAAACUUUCAACGUGGACUGUUUUUUUUUUCUAAUUUUUAUAAUGUGAACGGCUUGUUUUUAAUCCUUUUUGUGUGACUUAAUCAUAUGUAAAGGGAUAAUUGCUAAUUUUUUUUUACUUACUUUUGUUU
Molecule: messenger RNA, 1152 nt
Organism: Rhincodon typus (whale shark)
Lineage: Eukaryota; Metazoa; Chordata; Chondrichthyes; Orectolobiformes; Rhincodontidae
Product: metallothionein-2B-like
Exons: 3
Coding region: 835-1023 (62 amino acids)
Molecular function (GO): metal ion binding
Source: RefSeq, a predicted model, not a curated record